AACACCCCAAUGCGCUGAAAAUAUCAUAGUCCUGCCUUUACCAUCUGCCAUUUCAAACAGUUCACCUAGAUAAUGAUAUUAAUGGGAGUGGAUGCAAUUUAUGUACACCAAUGAAAUGCCUUGCUAGCUGCACUUCUUGUUCUACUUACUAUACAUCAUUAGCUACUGUCUAGAUAUUGUUUACACUAACCAAUCCCAACAAUAUUGCAUUGUAGCAUUCCAAAAUUAAGAGAUUUUUGACAAAGGGUAUAUUUGUGGAAGAUCAUAGAGAAGCAGUCAUGUCAAGUUCAACAGAUGAUGUGAUGAUGGAAAUAGAGGCUCAUAGGCCUCAAGGGAAUGGAAUGGUGGUGGGGGGAUUGAGUCCUUUGAGUGAAACUCUGUGGAAAGAAAAAACAAAUACAGAGUUUAUUGGGGAUGUCUCGGCGAGAUUGGCUUGGAAGGAUCUGACUGUUAUGGUGACUCUUGGUAAUGGGGAGACUCAGAAUGUUUUGGAAGGCCUUACUGGCUAUGCUGAGCCUGGGACUUUUACUGCUCUUAUGGGCCCUUCUGGUUCUGGGAAAUCUACUCUGUUGGAUUCUCUGGCUAGCCGCCUUGCGGCGAAUGCUUUUCUUUCUGGGGAUAUUUAUCUUAAUGGUCGAAAACAAAGCCUCUCCUUUGGAACUGCUGCAUAUGUGACUCAAGAUGAUAACUUGAUUGGUACUCUUACGGUUCGUGAAACAAUUUCAUAUUCAGCUAGACUUCGUCUGCCUGAUAAAAUGCCUUGGGACGAGAAACGAUCACUGGUUGAAAGUACUAUUAUAGAGAUGGGACUUCAAGAUUGUGCAGACACUGUUAUUGGAAACUGGCACUUGCGCGGGAUAAGUGGAGGUGAGAAGAGGAGAGUUAGCAUUGCUAUUGAAAUCCUCAUGAGGCCUCGAUUGCUGUUUCUUGAUGAGCCAACAAGUGGACUUGAUAGUGCUUCGGCAUUUUUUGUGACUCAGACCUUAAGAUCUCUAUCUAGAGAUGGAAGGACUGUCAUAGCCUCUAUUCAUCAGCCAAGCAGUGAAGUGUUUGAGCUUUUUGAUCGCCUGUACUUGCUUUCCAGCGGAAAGACUAUUUAUUUUGGCCAGGCUUCAGAAGCAUAUGAGUUCUUUGCACAAGCUGGUUUCCCCUGUCCUGCCCUGAGAAACCCGUCUGAUCAUUUUCUGAGAUGCAUCAACUCUGAUUUUGACAAAGUAAAGGCUUCCCUAAAAGGAUCUAUGAAACUCAGGUUUGAGGGAACUGAUGACCCUUUGGACAAGACAACGACAGCUGAGGCUAUUCGAACUCUUACAGAGUUCUAUCGCACAUCUCAGUUCUCUUAUUUAGCAAGAGAAAAAGUUGAGGAGAUGUCUAAACUUAAAGGGACAGUGCUAGAUUCAGGAGGCAGUCAUGCCAGUUUCUCUAUGCAGGCUUUUACACUAACCAAGCGUUCAUUUGUCAAUAUGUCGCGGGACUUUGGUUAUUACUGGCUGAGGCUAGUAAUCUAUGUUGUGGUCACAAUCUGCAUCGGGACAAUUUAUUUGAAUGUUGGGACUAGUUACACUGCCAUUCUGGCAAGAGGAGCCUGUGCCUCUUUUGUGUUUGGAUUUGUCACAUUCAUGUCCAUUGGUGGUUUUCCGUCUUUUGUUGAAGAUAUGAAGGUGUUUCAAAGAGAAAGAAUGAAUGGACACUAUGGGGUGGUUGCAUUUGUGAUCAGCAACACUGUAUCCGCGAUGCCAUUCCUGAUAAUGAUUACAUUUAUCUCUGGAACCAUCUGCUAUUACAUGGUCCAUCUGCAUUCUGGAUUCAGUCAUUAUAUCUUCUUCGUGCUGUGCCUCUACGCAAGUGUCACUGUGGUAGAGAGUCUCAUGAUGGCUAUUGCAAGCAUCGUUCCCAACUUCCUCAUGGGAAUCAUCACAGGGGCUGGAAUUCAGGGAAUCUUCAUGCUAGUAUCCGGAUACUUCAGACUUCCGAAUGACAUUCCAAAGCCAGUUUGGAGAUAUCCAAUGUCUUACAUCAGUUUUCACUUCUGGGCUCUUCAGGGACAGUACCAGAAUGAUCUAAAAGGACUAGUAUUCGACAACGACACCCCUGAUAAACCAAAAAUCCCCGGAGAAUAUGUGCUGGAAUACUUUUUCCAAAUCAAUGUGCAUCGAUCAAAAUGGGUAGACCUCAGUGUCAUCUUCUCUAUGAUUGUGAUUUACCGCAUCAUAUUCUUCUUGAUGAUCAAGAUGAACGAAGACUUCACUCCUUGGCUAAGAGGCUAUAUGGCGAGACGGACGAUACUACAGAAGAAGGGAAACUCGAUCACCAAUGUGGCUCCCUAUGGUCUUACUCAAUCACCUUCACUGCGGAAUUUUGCAGACAAUAAAUCAACAGGAAGUGGCAGGCGUAGGCAACCACAACCACCAAGACGCAUUUGAAGACCAUUGUUGUGAUAAUCUGAUUUCAUGCUUUUGUGUUUAUUACUACUAAGAAAGUUUCAACAAUGUUUCAAGAAAGUAUCAUUGUAUUUAGCAGUUUAUUACAAUAUCGUAAAACUUAAGUACAGCUCAAAUGAUUUUAAGCCAGAAUUCCACGCUUUCAUGGUUACAAACCCAUGGGUAUAAUGCUUUAUAAAUUUGGAUUGUGGGUUGUUCUCAAA
Daucus carota subsp. sativus is the source of this 2644-nucleotide messenger RNA. RefSeq names its product ABC transporter G family member 11. Gene Ontology annotation, molecular function: ATP hydrolysis activity; ABC-type transporter activity; ATP binding. The transcript is spliced from 11 exons. Gene Ontology annotation, cellular component: membrane. NCBI's taxonomy places the organism in Eukaryota, Viridiplantae, Streptophyta, Magnoliopsida, Apiales, Apiaceae. Bases 279 to 2423 code for a protein of 714 amino acids. The record is from RefSeq and is a predicted model, not a curated record.